Messenger RNA from Plasmopara halstedii, 153 nucleotides. RefSeq lists its product as uncharacterized. Bases 1 to 153 code for a protein of 50 amino acids. The record is from RefSeq and is a predicted model, not a curated record. Lineage: Eukaryota; Oomycota; Peronosporomycetes; Peronosporales; Peronosporaceae. The transcript is spliced from 2 exons.
AUGUACUUGGUAGUACAAUUACCCGUCCUUGAGGGAGUAUUGAUGACUGUCGACCACAAAAGGAUAACAGCACAAGCUGGGUCGCUUGGAUACGCUUGUCGUAUCACGUCAAAUACGCUGGAAGUAGCUCGCGCAGUCACGGAUGAUUCGUAA